CAACAUUUCUCACUUCCACACCAAAUGUUUUUCCUUGGGUUUUUGUCAAAUGUUGCAUUUUAAGCUUCAUCAACUUGAUUUGCUGUUCUUUUCUUGUUCCGUUUCUCAGUGUUUGAGACUGUUUCUUGUUUGGUAAAAUGGGCAAUUUUUCCUCCAUGGAUUAGCACUUUCUACUGCAUUAGGUGGUUCUCCUGAUUUUGAAAUAAAUAUCAAUGACUUCAGGGGGAAAAAAAGAAAAAGAAAAGAGAGAGAGAAAAAUCAUCACCUGAAGAUGGAAACUUGAUUGUUUAUUUCUUAGGCUAGGCAUCCUAUGUUUCAUCAUUUUGACUGAAAUGCCUUAUGAUUUCAAAUGGCCCAUGAUGUGGAUUCACUGUUUCUCCUAACUUUGAAUUUGGAGUGAUUCACAGUGUCACACAAGUUAGUUUUUUGCUAACAGUGAAGCAAGUAUGAGUAGAAUCAUGAAAUGGAGCAACUUGGCCAGAAGCUUCUGUUCACCACUCUUGAGCUGGAGAAGCUAAAAGCUGAAGCUAUGGAGGAAGUGAGAAAGAACAAGGAGUAUGUCAAGCAGUUAAUCCACCUGCUGAAGUAUGCUAUCCAAGAAAGAGAUGAAGCUAGAAACCAGCUUCACAAGCUGCUCAACAAGACCAUGACUCUGACCACAACUGCUGAGAAUUUCUCAGCCGUUCCCCUGUUUCAGGCUGAUAGCCCUCUUCUGAAACCUGCAAAAGCAAAUUCAAGCAUAACCGAAUCUAAUAGUCUCUCAGAGACGUACAACUACCACUCUCACGGCUCGUCUCCUGUUGAGUCCCUUUUUGAUGCAGUUUCGUCUCCUGAAUUCUCGAACAUGAACUUGGUUGCUAGCCAGCCUUUGGUUCAAGAUUCUGUAGUGGUGCCGAAAGUUGAUCAGGGCUCGUUGAUUAUAGACAAUCUUGUGAAGGGGAGAGCUUUGCCUCAGAAAGGGAAGUUGCUGCAGUCUGUACUUCAAGCUGGGCCGUUGCUUCAGACCCUUCUUCUGGCCGGUCCGCUUCCUAGGUGGCGAAAUCCACCACAAUUUCAGCCUUUUCAGAUUCCUCCUGUUUCGAUCAAAGGUUGUGAGACUGAUGCUUUUUCUCAAAAACCAGCAUCUAAUGUGGGACAAUUGGCUUCAAGAUCCAUGAACUCACAGCCUUAUGCUCAGAUGUCUUGUGGGACGGCCCAAGUUCAGGCAGCACCUAUGUUGAAUUAUGCUAAUUUGGCAUCUGGGACUUGUCCGAGCAACGUUUCACUGAUAUCCUCUGGGAUGAAUACCACUGGUUAUGCCCCUUUGGUCAAGAGACAAAGGUUCAGUUGAUACGACGAUCCUGAGUCCUUCAAAUUUUUGUACAAAUAGAAGGUGGGGAGUGGUGUAAAUGGCAAAUAUUGGUUUUAAUCUUAAGCAACUUGAUUUUUUCGAUUUUUAUCAAAUGCAAUUUCUCUUAGUUUCAUAUUAUUUCCAUAAUAACGUAUUCACGGUUCACUUUAUUGAUCAGAAGCAAAAUUUGCAUUGAACUGUAUCCGAUUACCUGC
Messenger RNA from Sesamum indicum (sesame), 1545 nucleotides. RefSeq lists its product as uncharacterized. NCBI's taxonomy places the organism in Eukaryota, Viridiplantae, Streptophyta, Magnoliopsida, Lamiales, Pedaliaceae. The record is from RefSeq and is a predicted model, not a curated record.